AUGAAUCCUUUUACAUUAACUUUUGUGGACAAAAACUUAGAGAAGAAAUAUCAAGAGAGUUAUUCAUUAGAAUUAUUCAAUGCAUUCAAAUAUACGAUUGCAUUGAUGUCAAUAUCAAAUAUUAUAUUGAGUAUUUUUUGGAUAAAAAGAAAUUAAAUAUUUAUAGGCAUAAUGCUAGUUGGAAUAAGCUGUUCGUGGACAAUAACUUUUUACUACAUAAAGAUGAAAUAAUAAUAUAUUUUCGUGGUUGGGUAUUUGAUAUCAACUUUUAGCUUAUUGGCCUCUUUCUAUCAUUUGAUUCCUAUAUAUGACCCAGAUUUAAAAAGUGAUUAGUUUGAAUGGAUUUUCGAUAUUUCCUAGUUUCUGGGUUUGAAUUUUGCUCUAACCCCAAAUUUUAUUUUAAAUUAACUAUUAUAGCUGACUUAUGUAGUUUUAAGAUUACUCAUGCGUAAUCAUAAUAAUUUACAUCCUUACACAUUUAUCUUUCCCCUCUAUUUAAUACUUUUUUGGUAAAAGGAAUAUUUUAGAUAAAAACACAACAGAUCAUUGUUUUUGUUAAAUGAGCAGUAAAAAUCCUCAUUUUCUAUUUGGGAUGAUUUAGUAGAUGACAAAAUAGUUUUAUUAACAUAUAAUGAAUUAUGGGAGAGAAUUGAAUUGUUACAUGUAAACAAAUCAAUGAAUAAAUAUAUCUAUGUAGAAAAUAAAGAAUUUCUUAAAGAAUUUAAGGUCAUCAAUACAAAAAUAAGUCUCAAUUAAUACUUGUUGGAGCGAAUUAGAGAUAACUCAAAUGAUUUCCAGAUACAAGUUAUACAUACAUAACAGAGAGAGAGAUUUAUGAUUAACUGUCUAAUAACAAAAUUAGUAGAUAUAAGAAUUACAAUUAAAUUUUCUGAGUCUUAAACUUUCUUAAAUCAAUCAUGGAAUAAUAAUUCAUAUCUUAGAGUAUUAAAAAGGAUUAAGAGGACCAAUCAAGUCUUAUAUUACAAGGAGACUCUUAGAAAUUUGCUUUACACUUCAUAUUAUAUUAAAGAAAGAAUUGUUGAAUAAGUAGAGGAGUUGAAAUAUUAUAAAUUGAGAUUAUACGUGGAUUAAAUUAUAAAAAAAGAGUACAUUCGCAUAAAUUUUGAAAUAAAUCAAUUUUUCACAGUAAUUCCAUUAUUUUUUACAUUAAUUUCGUGUUUAAUAAAAAUUUAUAAUGCAAAUGAGAUAAUCUUAAAAUAAUAGAAUUAAAAUGAUAUUUAAUUAAUAAUAUCUGGAAUUAAUAUGAAUAUUCCUAAACAUAGAUUAAUAAUAUGUGAGAGGAUAGUGAGUAAUUUACUUUAUUAGAUAGGAUAGAAUAAUUGUAAUUAUUAAAUUAAUUUUUGUUAUUUGACUUUAGUAAAUCAAUCAGAAUCGAGUCCAAAAAAUGAUUAAUUAAUGACAUUCAGUAAUAUUAUGUGA
This is a messenger RNA of Paramecium pentaurelia, 1440 nucleotides long. The record is from the annotation of a GenBank genome assembly. Lineage: Eukaryota; Ciliophora; Oligohymenophorea; Peniculida; Parameciidae.